Aethina tumida (small hive beetle) is the source of this 3488-nucleotide messenger RNA. RefSeq names its product tetratricopeptide repeat protein 7B (gene Ttc7). Gene Ontology annotation, biological process: phosphatidylinositol phosphate biosynthetic process; protein localization to plasma membrane. Gene Ontology annotation, molecular function: protein binding. The transcript is spliced from 12 exons. The record is from RefSeq and is a predicted model, not a curated record. Bases 344 to 2824 code for a protein of 826 amino acids. Gene Ontology annotation, cellular component: plasma membrane. Lineage: Eukaryota; Metazoa; Arthropoda; Insecta; Coleoptera; Nitidulidae.
CUAUAAAUUAGUCUAAUUUUAAUUUAAUUUCAAACCAUCGAACAGUCUGAGGUGACAAUAAUUUAACAUAGAUGAGCAUUUAAAUCAUGGUCAGUAUUCUUGGUGUACUCUGUACACCAUUUUUAUUCGACCUCUAAAUAUUCUGUGUUUAUAUGUACAGGGAGUGUGUGAAUCACCGACUGUGCUUGAUCUGGGCGGAUUACUUCAUUUGAAGUCUUGGGAAUUAUAUAUAAUGGUAAAUGUCAAAAUUAGAUGACAUUACUAGGUUAUGUGUAAAUAUUUAGAAAAAUUAAUUGGGCACAUUUGUUAAUAUCUUAUACGAACUUAACUAUAUUUUAUUAAAAUGACGGGCAGAGUGAAAUCUGGGAAUGCCAGAAUUGAGGUAGAGAUUGAAAGAAAUAGAGAAGAAGGAAAUUGGUCCAAGGUUAUUGAAUUGGCAGAGAAUUUAAAGGAGAAACAACCUGAAAUAGCAUGUUUGAGUGAUUUCUUAAUAGGUGAAGGUAAAUUAGAAAAUUACUUAGAGGAAUCACCACCGAUUGAGGCAAAUAUAAAAAAAGCACUACAUGGGCUAAUAGAUGCCAAAAGGUACCUAAACAUGGCCAUCACUGAGGCUGGAGUUAAAGCGGGGGUUGCCAUGGAUGCAUAUUUAUUACUUGGAAAAUUAAAUUAUGCCUGUGGCCUGUAUUCAGAAGCUUUAAAUAAUUUUCAGAAAGCAGAUUUACAAAACUUAACAGAGAAAAAAUUGCCUCUGCGAAGCCUCAGAAUUGUGGCAGAAUCAUAUGCAAUUAAGGGCUUAAGUUUGCAGAAGGAAAGCACAAGAUCUAGUAAAUUUAAAAAGGCAGAAAAAGAUGAGGAACUUGCUAAGUGUUUUGAUUUAGCCUCUGACCUUAGUUUGUUGUAUAUGCAAAAACUUGAAAAGGAAUUGUCUACUGUCAACCCAACAGGUCCAGGUACAUAUUCACCACAGCCCACUGCAGCUGUGACUAAAUCCCUCGGCGUUAUCUUGGAACAGGCACUUCAAGAAGCACCAGCUGUUUUGCUGCAACAGGGUAAACCUGAUGGAGCCCUCGAGCGAUAUCGAGCCUCCUUGUGUGCUGUUGAGGCCCAGGGCGUUAAUUCGGUGCGACUCAAAUUCAUGUGCCAAAUGGCAGAGCUGCUGCUCCAGGGGCUGGUUGGGGAAAAGUACAAACCACCACUAAGCACUAUGGCUCGUACUUCUAUUUGGAAACCUAAGCACUACACUUCUUUAAAUCAGUUUAUACCGCGUAACGAUUGCGAGGAGACGAUACUUUUGCUCCUUGUUGCUGAAUCGAUGGCUGUUCGUAACGCAGUUCUAUCUCAAUCACCUGAAUUCAAGGAAGCUCGGGUAAGCGCAUACCAGGAUGCCACAGCCGUAUACGAUCUUCUUACAAUCGCCACUGUAAGAUGGGGACAAAUAUCUCUGCUUCAAGAGUCAUUGGAAAGGUCCAUGAAAUUUUCAUUCGAAGAACCGCACCUAUGGAGGCAACACGCUCUCUCGUUACUUUCAAUUGGAAUGUAUAAUUACGCACUGUCAGUUCUCAGGGAAGUCAUUCGACUCGAGCCAACGAAUUCUAGUAACUGCCUGUUGGCCGCGAAAUUGUGCUACGAACAUUUGAACCUCGCUGAAGAAGGUACAAAUUUCAGUAUAGAAGCAAAAAAUAAGGAAAUGGUGACGCCGUCCGGCUUAUUGGGAAGGUGUCACUUGUAUAUUGGUAUUGGAUAUUAUUUGCAAUCUGAAGGUUGUCAACUGAAAAAGGAAAAGGAGGAGUUUCGUUUAAAUGCACUGAAUAAUUUUCAGAGCGCUGUCGAAUUGGAGCCAAACGACCAUUUGUGUAGAUAUUAUUUGGGUUUACAACUAGCCAUUAAAGGUGAAAUUUCAAAAGCCCAACAACACGUCAGAAUCGGUUUGGAUUUACAACCCGAAAGUUUUUCAACGUUGCAUUUAUUUGUUUUAAUAUUAACUGCUGAGAGACAGCACAAACUUGCGCUGACUAUUGUGGACAACGCUUUAGAAGAGUACCCAGAUUGCCUUAAUUUAAUGUACUUAAAGGCACAUUUAGAAUUACAUGAACAAGGCGGCGAGAGAGCUCUUGUAACUGCCAAGCAAAUGUUGGAACUGUGGAAAAACUUAUAUGAAGGCCAAACCAUUUCGGACAUGCCCGAGUGUGACCGAAAAAGCGACACUCGAUCAGUCUUCCAAUUAUACACGUCUGAAAUGUCGGAUAAGGAUUCCAGUUCCCUUCAACUGCACAACACUCAGGUUACACGCGUGGAACAAGCUCUCAGUGAGGUGGCGAGUUCCAUGAGUAGUUUUAGUCCAAGACCCGGACCGCAAAGGGCUUGGCUAUUACAGGUGGAAGUUUGGUUGCUGCUUGCUGAACUUUACCUAUCUAUGGACCAACAGGCGGACGUACAACAAUGUAUUCAGGAAGCAACACAAAUCUAUCCACUCAGCCAUCACAUCAUGCACAUGAAGGGAUUACUACACAUGCACAAACAGGAAUGGCCUGAAGCGAAACUAUGUUUCCAAAAUGCUGUGGCAAUUAAUCCGCAGCACGUUAAGUCACUUCAACAAUUGGGACUGGUGUAUCAUUACUUAGGUUUGCAGGGUCUAGCUGAAACGACACUAAGGGAAGCUGCCAAAAUUGAACCUAAAAAUCACAUAACUUGGUAUAAUUUAGGUAAAGUGUUAGAAGCUCUUGGUGAGUACGAAAAGGCUGCCAACGCGAUGGCCACUGCUUUAAUGGAGGAAAAGAAUAAUCCUAUUCUUCCCUUUAAUUCUGUUCCUUUAUGUUUCGAAUAAGCUAAAAAGUGCUAAAGAUUUGGUUUGGAGGUGGAUGGCAAUGUAUACAAAUCUGGUGUUAGUAAACAAACUCAUCUUUAGUCUUAUAGAUAACUGUGGUAUUAGACAAAUAUGGUCAAUGUUCAUAACUCUUGUUAUUUAUUGUGUAAGUAUUAUUUAUUGCAUUACAUUUUUUAAAAUAUACUAAGUUGUUGACUAUUUAAGAGUACUUACUGUGUAUAUAAUAUUAUAUAAUUGGUCAAACUAUGUAGAAUUAAUACAAAUAAUAUUUUUGAUGUGCUACUACAAUAUCUUAUGUUAUAAGUUGUAUAAAUUAGUCUGAAUGAAUUGUUUUUUUAUUUAUAAGAGUAAUACAAUAAGAAAUUUAUUUUCCACUUUUCAUAAACUGCAACAUUCAAAACAGUAAUGCUUUUGUUUUACAUUCCAGAAUUUUAGAGUAGUUUUUGUCUUCCAUUCACGUUAAUUCAAAAUUACAAAUAAUAUUUGUAUUUAAUUAUUUCAGGCUGCAUUUAUUAUACGAUUUUUUAUAUUAUGUUUCUUUUUGUACUAAACUCUUUUUACUAAUUUGGUAUGUAAAUGUUGAAAAUAUAAUUGUAUAAUUGACAUAAAAAUAAGACAAAUUGUUACAUAUAAAAUUGUUUUUAAUAAAAUAUAUCUAGAUGAA